CGUAAAGCAAAACCAGAACACUACUCCAACUGAACAAAGAAACCCCCAAAUGCUAAAAAUCCCCUCCAAAAACUUUUUCUGACCGGAUUUUCACUUUGAUUUUUAUUUUUGCCCCAGGUUUUCCGUUCUCAACUCCCUGCCGGAAUAUUCCCUUAUUGGGACAUCGAAUGAAAUUCCGUGUCUGUGUCUAUGAGUGGCAAUGGGAACAUUAGUUGAUAUUGUCGGAAAUGAGGAAGCUGGAGUUGAUUGUAUCAUUUCGCAUAAGGCUGCUGAUCCAGUUGUUUACCAGCUUGCUCGGGUUGAUGGCGAUGGGAGAUUAGUGCCUGCAACAGAAGAUGAAGUUAUGGCAGUUGAAGACUUGCUUGAAGAGGAUAAAAGUAAUGUCAGAACUCUGGACACCGGACAAAUUCUGGAAUGCAGUACAAAUGGCUCAGAAGGCCAGCCACAACUUGAGAUUCUUGAAAUUGGUACAGAAAAGCCAAAUAUACCACCUCACCCUAUGAUGGAUUCUGAAGAAGUAGAUGUUCAUCCGAAGGAAAGAAUUCCUUCAUUAGUUUGUCACGGCAGUGAUGGCAGUGUUUGCCAAUCUGGGAGUCCAGGGGAAUGCUCAAAGACGUUUAGUGAAUUGGACAGGAGUAAAACAAAUUCUAGUUUUGAUACUGGUAUGAAGCCUGAUUUCUCUUUGUUGAAUGGGGAAAUACACCUGGAUAAUCUGUCAGUUAAAGAUCUUCAGGAGACCUUCAAGGCAACUUUUGGAAGGGAGACUUCUGUGAAGGAUAAACAGUGGCUCAAGAGGAGGAUUAUCAUGGGAUUGACCAACUCUUGUGACUUCUCAACCACCAGUUUUGUAAUUAUAGACAAUAGAGUGGGAAGGAAACAAAAAACGGAAACUUGUGAAAGUGUGGAUUGCUCUGUUUUGUUUGAUUGUGUAGUUACAUCUGCGAUGGAGAACCAUGAAAGUCCAUCAACUUCCCAUGAUAAAAAAAGUGAAAUCCACUCAAUUGCUAAUGAGACAAAUAUGGAAAGUUCUACUUUUCAAGACAAAUCUGGAGGUAAAGAUGCAGAGACAGAAGAAAGACCAGCAAAAAGAAUUCGGAAGCCCACAAAACGUUACAUUGAAGAACUUUCAGAAGGAGAAUCCAGGGACUCUGGUGCCAAAAUCGUCUCCUCAGUUAAACACCCUGCAUAUGACCAGCCAUCUGCAAAAGUUUGGGCAAGACCUGUUCAGAAUUUUGGACUGGAUAGGAGAUAUCUCACCAGGAAAGAUUCACUUGGAGGUUCUGGAAUUCAGAUUCCAUAUGUUUCCCGGAUUCGCCGGAGCCGUCCAAGGGAAAAUCUUAUGAACCUUAUGAAACUUCAGCCUAGUGGGGAGGGCAUCUCAAUCAGUCUGGAAAAGAAUGAUGUUGCAUCCAGCACACAACUUGACAAAGAAUGCGGGAAUAAUGCACCCAAAAACAGCUUGUCUCCCAGAUGGAUUGAAGAGCCUCCUGUUGUUGCUUCAGAGAGAUCAACCCCAUAUACUGAGAGGACAACAAUUCAGCUGGAGGAGGAAGUGAAGCUGAAAAACGUGGAAUCAUAUAGGAAUAACUCAGAUGAAGAGGUAGUUACUGUACCCACAGCUAAUGGAGGAAUGAGGAGGAAGCAUCAUCGACCUUGGACACUAAGUGAAGUUGUUAAACUGGUUGAUGGGGUUGCUAAAUAUGGUGCUGGUAGAUGGUCUGAGAUCAAACGCCUUGCCUUUGCAUCAUAUUCUUACCGAACUUCAGUUGACCUUAAGGAUAAAUGGAGGAAUCUUCUAAGAGCUAGCCUUGCAGAAUUGCCAACUGGAAAUGGGAUGCACGGCUCCCGGAAGCAAGCUUCAGUCCCAAUCCCUGCUCCAAUUCUGUCACGAGUAAGAGAACUUGCUGAAAUGCAAACUCAUGUUCCACCAAGCAUCAGCUAUUGCAAAUUGGCUGAGCGUAAUGAACCCAAUAAAACUGUACACGAAACAAGAUCAGGGUUUUUGUAGCACUGUGAAUAUGUGUAGUGUCUGCCUAAUUUUCAAUAAGAAUGCUAAAACUCUGAUGCAUUGUAAAACUAACUGUACGUCGUUGAAGUUGAUGUAGUGCAGGAUUGUUAGAUUUACACGACAAGUCUGCCUUCAUUGAUGCUGAUUUUUGUAUUGCUUGAUGAUAAUCGGAAAGUUGUGCGUGUGGUUGGCUGGGGGCGAUUGCAGUUGAGGCAACACUCGUUAAUGUGUAAUCUAUGUGUGUGAAA
Molecule: messenger RNA, 2256 nt
Organism: Sesamum indicum (sesame)
Lineage: Eukaryota; Viridiplantae; Streptophyta; Magnoliopsida; Lamiales; Pedaliaceae
Gene: TRFL6
Product: TRF-like 6
Source: RefSeq, a predicted model, not a curated record